Molecule: messenger RNA, 1515 nt
Organism: Callithrix jacchus (white-tufted-ear marmoset)
Lineage: Eukaryota; Metazoa; Chordata; Mammalia; Primates; Cebidae
Gene: PLLP
Product: plasmolipin
Biological process (GO): myelination
Cellular component (GO): membrane
Molecular function (GO): structural constituent of myelin sheath
Source: RefSeq, a predicted model, not a curated record
CCCCUGCAGCGCCCGGAGCCGCCGCGGGAUCGGGAGCCUCGGGGAAGAGCGGCGCGGGAGCCGGCAUCCACCGCUGGAAGGGCGGCGACGGCGGCCGGAGCGACCUAGGGAGGCGAGCGGAGCCGCCAUGGCCGAGUUCCCGUCGAAAGUGAGCACGCGGACCAGCAGUCCAGCACAGGGCGCCGGAGCCUCGGUGUCUGCGCUGCGCCCGGACCUGGGCUUCGUGCGCUCCCGCCUCGGGGCACUCAUGCUGCUACAGCUGGUGCUGGGGCUGCUGGUGUGGGCCCUGAUUGCAGACACCCCAUACCACCUCUACCCUGCCUAUGGCUGGGUGAUGUUCGUCGCUGUCUUCCUCUGGCUGGUGACAAUCGUCUUCUUCAUCCUCUACCUGUUUCAGCUGCACAUGAAGUUGUACAUGGUGCCCUGGCCACUGGUGUUAAUGAUCUUUAACAUCAGCGCCACCGUUCUCUACGUGACUGCCUUCAUCGCCUGCUCUGCGGCAGUUGACCUGACGUCCCUGAGGGGCACCCGGCCAUAUAACCAGCGUGCGGCUGCCUCGUUCUUUGCGAGUUUGGUGAUGAUUGCCUAUGGAGUGAGCGCCUUCUUCAGCUACCAGGCCUGGCGAGGAGUAGGCAGCAAUGCAGCUACCAGUCAGAUGGCUGGUGGCCAUGCCUAAACAACCUGUGCCAUGGCCCCCUCUGGGGCUGAAGCCGCUGCUGGGUCACAGAGCAGGGUAACCUUGCAAGCCUGAAGCUGGGGAGCCCUGCACAGAGUCAGCCCCGCAGGGACUACACUUGCUCCUCUCUGCCCAUCAGACAGAAGCUCUCACAGUGCUAAGGAAGCAGGCCCAGGUUGGCAGGCAUCUGGGCUUGUGGGAGGCCAACCACGGAGACCUCCUUUCCAUCCCCCUUAUUCAGUGGAAGGUGACGGGGGAAUCUGAGGCUGUGUCUCUGCCUUGUCUUUGGAGGACUUCAGCGUCCCAGGCUGGGGCCCACCCUUCUCACCAGCCCUAAAUGCACUAACAAGGACUCUAGACCUGUAGCCCCAGACCUGCUGUAGUGUAAGCCUAACAGGCAACAUGUAGCACCUUAGUCUUUGUUCCGGGAGAGCUGAGCAAGCUCAUGAAACCAUUCUCCUUCCUUUAAAUGCAGUUCCGACCCACCGCUCCCUGGAGCCAACCUGUACAAAGUGGGUUAUGAUUGUUGACAGCAUGGUCUUCCCUCCCUGCAUUUCAGACACACCAGUUAUUGAAAGCAAAUCAGUUUUCAGUGACAUCUCAAUGCUGAGAAGCCUGGCCAGGUUUUCUUCCCUUUCCCAAGCCUCUCUCUUUAAUACUCCCUUUGGGUGAAGCUAACAUCAGUGCCAACUGCCUCCCUGACCCUGCCUCCCUGACCCCAGGCACACGGGACGUGAAGGAGGGAGGGAAGCAAGGCCUUGCCUGGCGAAUUGUCAUGUGGUUGGUGGUGACUUUGUUUUUUUGUUUUGUUUUUAUAAAAAUAAAUAUGAGAGAAAUUA